CGCAGCCGUGCUAGUCGGCUCAGAUGGGAUGCUGCUGUCUCCAGAGUUCUCUCCACAGGCUGUGUGAAGUCCUACCACUCUUUUUAAUCAUAAAAUCCACCGACGCCGCCGUGUGCCCUGGUCAAGGCUCGUGAUCAAUGACGGCUUCUGUCAGCGAUGGCUGUUGUGUCAUGGAAGGAGGUCUUACUUCUGACUGGGCUGGUGGUGGGAUGCUACUGGAACAGCUUGUCAUGCGGGUUCGUGUUCGACGACGUGUCGGCGAUCCUCGACAACAAGGACCUGCGCCCCUCCACCCCGCUAUCCAACCUGUUCCUCAACGACUUCUGGGGAACCCCCAUGGCUGAGGAGCGGAGCCAUAAGUCCUACAGACCGCUGACGGUGUUCACGUUCCGGCUGAACUACCUGUUCAGCGAGCUGAGCGCGGCGUCCUACCACCUAUUCAACGUGGUCCUGCAUGCCGUCGUGUGCCUGCUCUUCCUGCGGGUCUGCCGGCUGUUCCUGGACCAGACCUCCAGCCUGGUGGCGGCUCUGCUGUUCGCCGUUCACCCCAUCCACACCGAGGCUGUCACCGGCGUUGUUGGUCGAGCUGAGCUCCUGUCUUCAAUCUUCCUCCUGGCUGCUUUCCUGUCCUACACUAAAUCGACGAGCGCCGACCACUCCAUCGUUUGGGCUCCCAUUGCACUGACCGUAGUAUUGGUUGCCGCGGCAACGCUGUGUAAAGAGCAGGGCAUCACCGUGGUGGGCAUCUGCUGCGUCCACGAGGUGUUUGUUGCACAAGGGUUCACUCUACCCACGCUGCUGGACACCCUGCGGAAAGUCCUGCAGGGCAAAGACGGCUUCCCCUACGCCGUCCUGCAGACGCUCCUGAAGCUCAUCGUCCUGGUCAUCAGCACCCUGCUGCUGGUCAUCGUCAGGGUGCAGGUCAUCCAGUCCCAGCUCCCCGUCUUCACCAGGUUUGAUAACCCGGCAGCCGUCAGCCCCACUCCCACCAGACAACUGACCUUCAACUACCUGCUUCCCGUGAACGCCUGGCUUCUGCUGGAUCCCUCGGAGCUCUGCUGCGACUGGACUAUGGGCACCAUCCCCCUGGUGGAGUCACUCCUGGACCCCCGUAACCUGGCCACCCUGGGGUUCUACACAUCUCUGGGGCUGCUGGCCCAUCACAGCCUGUGGUACAGACACAGCUCCGCCAAGACCGUCAUCAUGGCCUUGUCUUUGAUGGUCCUGCCUUUCAUCCCGGCGUCCAACCUCUUCUUCCCCGUGGGUUUCGUGGUGGCGGAGAGGGUGCUUUACGUGCCCAGCAUGGGCUUCUGUGUUCUGGUCGCGCAUGGAUUCAGGGUCGCCUCCCAGAAAGGGAAACUGAAGAAAGUGUCCUGGCUGAUCAUUGGAGGGCUGUUAACGACUCACGCCGUGAAAACCUUCAACAGGAACUGGGACUGGGAGUCGGAAUACACCCUGUUCACCGCCGCCCUGAAGGUCAACAAGAACAACGCUAAGCUGUGGAACAACGUGGGCCACGCGCUGGAGAACCAGAACCACUACGGAGAGGCGUUGCAGUACUUCCUACAGGCCACCCGCGUCCAGCCAGAUGACAUCGGCGCUCACAUGAAUGUCGGCAGAACCUACAAGAACCUGAACAGGUCCAAAGAGGCGGAGGAAGCCUACUUGGUGGCCAAGGCCCUCAUGCCGCAGGUAAUUCCAGGUAAGAAGUAUGCGACGCGUGUGGCGCCUAACCACCUCAACGUUUACAUCAACCUGGCGAAUCUGAUCCGGGCCAACGAGUCGCGGCUGGAGGAGGCCGACCAGCUCUACAGACAGGCCAUCAGCAUGAGGCCCGACUUCAAACAGGCCUACAUCAGCAGGGGGGAGCUGCUUCUGAAGAUGAACAAGCUGACGGAGGCCCGCGACGCAUAUCUCCGAGCCCUGGAGCUGGACCGCACCAACGCCGACCUGUGGUACAACCUGGCCAUCGUCAACAUCGAGAUGAAGGACCCGUCCGAGGCCCUGAAGAACUUCAACCACGCCCUGGAGCUCAACCCUCGCCACAAGCUGGCGCUCUUCAACUCGGCGCUGCUCAUGCAGGAGUCCGGUGAGCCGAGGUUCUGGCCCGAGGCCAACCGCCGCUUCCUCACCUACGUGGAGGAGGAGCCGGCCGACGCCAACGGCUACUUCAACCUGGGCAUGCUGGCCAUGGACGCCAGCGAGAACGCGGCGGCGGAGCGCUGGAUGCGCCGGGCCAUCGGGCUGCAGGCGGGCUUCCGCAGCGCGCUCUUCAACCUGGCGCUGCUGUACUCGCAGUGGCGGCGCGAGGUGGACGCGCUGCCCGUGCUGGACGAGCUGCUGCGGCACCACCCCGAGCACGUCAAGGGCCUCAUCCUGAAGGGCGACAUCCUCAUGAACCACCGCAAGGACACGGCCGGCGCCAAGGCCUGCUUCCAGCGCAUCCUGGCCGCCGACCCGGGCAACGUGCAGGGCAAGCACAACCUGUGCGUGGUCUACUUCGAGGAGCGCGACCUGCCGCGCGCCGAGCGCUGCCUGCAGGAGGCGCUGGCGCUGGCGCCCCACGAGGAGUACAUCCGCCGCCACCUCGCCAUCGUGCGGGGCAAGAUGGCCGCCAUGAGCGCGGCGGGGCAGCCGCUGUCCUCGGGGCCGGUGCUCGGCGCUCCGGCCCCGGCGGUGGAGGAGGAGAAGGAGAAGGACGGAGCGGCGGAGGAGUCCGUGGAGGCGGAGGAAGCCGCCGUGGGGGAGAAGAAUGCACGGAAAUCCCCUGCAGAAAACCUCGGCGGCGGCGAAGGCGGUGAAGCCGGUGAAGGCGGAGACCAAUCAGAGGCCUCGGACGGCGGCGAGGACCAAUCAGAGGCCUCGGACGGCGGCGAGGACCAAUCAGAGGCCUCGGACGGCGGCCAGCCUGGCAAGCGGACUAAGGAUAAGUCCACUCAAGAGAUUAAAGACAUAGAGGAGAAGCGAGCAGCUGCCUUGAAGAGACUAGAGGAGAUUGAGCGCAUAUUAAGUGGUGAUUGACAUCGUGGUUUAUAGCUGGACUACUUCUGUAGCGCUCCUCGCCCCAGAACCCCCCCCAGCCCCCCCGACCUGCAUCACAUCUGCAGAUGUUUCAACACUAAUCACUGAAGAAGGGAAGCUCUGCCACGAUGGGAUAUUUAAACGGUUGCGAGUGUCUGUGUGAGAAAGAGAGAGAGUGUUAUUUACUAGUUAUAUUUACUUUUUCAUGUUUAUCACUGGAUUUUUAUAUAAACACUAUAUCUAUAUGUUGAUAUAUGGAUAUAUAUAUAUCUGUGUCACAUGUGUAAAGGUGUGAGUCAUUCCUCCGGAGGGAUUGUUCGGUCGGACAAUGACAGGAAGUGACGCGUCCUGCAGAUAUCCUCCCGCCGGGGUGAUGUCACGGUUACCACGGUAAUCCCUCCCAACUCCCCAUCGGCAGCGGUGAAUAUUUAUGGAUCCGACCCGCUGCUUCCUGCUGUGACGUCAUCACAUCCAUGACCGUCUCAAUGCAGCAUCAUCGGCAUCCACAUCUCGUUGAUACGGCGACGCCCGGGUUUUUUUUUUUUUACAAUGGUUAACAAUGACGCAAUGUUAACAAUGUUUUCAUUUUCCGACACUGUUUCCACCUCAAACACGGGGGGAUUUUUCCCUCUUCCUUAUUUUUUACUCAGAACACGGAUCUCCUACGUUGUGAUUUAAUAAAACGUAGCGGCAUCAGCCGUUUCCAGCGUGCGUUUACAGUUUUUCACCACUGUGAUUGUCCAGAAUCAGAAUCAAAAAUGCACUGCAGUUUUUUUUCUCCAGUACCAGCACUCCAGUACCACAGAACUGCACCGGUCCUGCUCCGCCAGAAACCCCGGCACCUGAUUGGUCACACUCCAAGAAGCCCAAUAGUUUGACUACUGGAUUCGUUGUCCUCUUUAGGGUAAAUGAUGUGGAACUGGGUUUUUUCAGAUGUUCCUGAGUUCCCUCCACGUUGCCACCGCCGGUUGCGGCCCUCAGUCGCUAGGAACUGAUGCAUUCUGGGAGAGCAGGAGGGCGGGACCAAGUAGCUUUGCUUGGCCCUGAAACGUCUUUAUACCUAUAUCCUCAAAGCUUUUGUAUGCAAACUUAAUACCUUUUACACUGUAUGUAAAGCGCUUUCCCUCUUCUUUUAUCGAAAUAGUUUCUGGUACCAAUGGACGCCACAUCCUCCAGACUGGAGAGAAGAGGGACCAUCAGGACUGUUUUCAGCGCUUAGAAACUAAGACUAUCUUGUUUUUUUCUUCUUAAGAUGCUACUCCUCAGUUUAUACAUCUUUCAUGUUUUCUUUAUUCCAUUUUGAGAAAAGUUUGGCUUGAUAAGAUUAGCAAAUGAUUGGAUUCUGUUGAUUUUUCCCAACUUUUUGGGGGAAUUGGACGCGUUUAACAUGAAGCUACUGUAAUUAUUCACUCUCUAUAUUCUCAUUUCUUAGGAAAAAGAAAUUCUAGACUAACUGGAGAGACUCUGACCGUCUUUGGUCCUCAGAGCCUCUCAUGGGUUCCGCUUUUGCAACAACUCACCAUCACAAUCAACGAAGCAGAAUCCUGUUUCAGUAAGAAACCAGCAGGAAACCAGUAAAAAAUAAGUGAGAAACCAACAAAAAAACCUGCAAAGAACUAAUGAGAAACCCAUAAGAACCAAUAAAUAACCAGUGAGAAAUCAGUAAGAAACCAACAUCUUUCUACGUAUAUCCUCAAAGCCUUAGUAUGCAAACUUAAUACCUUUUACACUGUAUGUAAAGCGCUUUCCCUCUUCUUUUAUACAAAAUCUUAUGCUUCGGCUUCACGGUGCUGUAUUUUUUUUGUUUCACAACAUUCAGCUCAACUCAUUUCACUUGCACAAAAAAGGGAAAUGACCUAAUUCGUUGUUCACCGCAGAGACCAUAUCAGUGUUCACGAAAACAUUGGCCUCCUCGUCUGGAGAGCCCCCCGGUACGAGUUUGGCUCCUUGUCCUUUGUGUUUUCGGUCUGAUUUCCGAUGUUUUUCAUGUAAGACAUGCACUUGGUGGUGGUGGGGGUCUCGGUUAUUGAAUAAAGUGGAAUUAAAACCUG
This is a messenger RNA of Cololabis saira (Pacific saury), 5072 nucleotides long. It is a transcript of the gene tmtc3, whose product is annotated as transmembrane O-mannosyltransferase targeting cadherins 3. Gene Ontology annotation, biological process: protein O-linked glycosylation via mannose. The coding region runs from base 157 to 3021 and encodes 954 amino acids. The record is from RefSeq and is a predicted model, not a curated record. NCBI's taxonomy places the organism in Eukaryota, Metazoa, Chordata, Actinopteri, Beloniformes, Belonidae. Gene Ontology annotation, cellular component: endoplasmic reticulum. The transcript has 14 exons. Gene Ontology annotation, molecular function: protein binding; mannosyltransferase activity.